This is a messenger RNA of Paramormyrops kingsleyae, 2962 nucleotides long. It is a transcript of the gene sppl2b, whose product is annotated as signal peptide peptidase-like 2. Gene Ontology annotation, cellular component: lumenal side of endoplasmic reticulum membrane; Golgi-associated vesicle membrane; cytoplasmic side of endoplasmic reticulum membrane. NCBI's taxonomy places the organism in Eukaryota, Metazoa, Chordata, Actinopteri, Osteoglossiformes, Mormyridae. The record is from RefSeq and is a predicted model, not a curated record. Gene Ontology annotation, molecular function: aspartic endopeptidase activity, intramembrane cleaving. Gene Ontology annotation, biological process: membrane protein proteolysis.
AAAAAGCACUGCGGAAAGCAGGCUGGGAAUGGCAAACAGCUGGUAGAUUGUGCGUCUGAGUCUGUAGGGGGGGAACGGCAAUAAAAGAAGGCAGGCAUCAUGAAAGACGCGAUAGCUCUGUUUUUUGGAGCUUUGUUGGUGGAACAGGCUCUCGGGGAACAUGGCAUGGCUCAUUUCAGUGACAAAGCCAAGAGUAAGGGCAAAGACUACUGCAUCUUUUUCAACUCGCAGUGGGCCCGUUUACCUCAGGACCUCCACAAAGCUUCCCGCCUGCAGAUCCACGACCUGACGGCCUCCGUCCUGUGCUCAUCCUCCGAGGUGCCCGAAGGUGGCUUUGCCAACCGCAUACCCAUGGUGCUGCGGGGCAACUGCACCUUCUACGAGAAAGUGAGGCUGGCACAGAUCAACGGCGCCAAGGGGCUGCUCAUCGUCAGCAAAGACAGGCUGACCCCACCUGCUGGAAAUAAGACUCAGUACGAGGAGAUCGACAUCCCUGUGGCUCUGCUCAGCUACUCUGACAUGCUGGACAUCAGUAAGACCUUCGGCAAGGGGGGGCAGGUGGCCAUGUACGCACCGAACGAGCCCGUCCUGGAUUACAACAUGGUGAUCAUCUUCGUCAUGGCUGUGGGGACGGUGGCUGUUGGCGGCUACUGGGCAGGCAGCCGGGACAUCAAGAAGCGCUACAUGAAGCACAAGCGUGACGACGGCGCUGAGAAGCAGGACGAGGAGACGGUGGACGUGACGCCCAUCAUGAUCUGCGUCUUCGUGGUCAUGUGCUGCUCCAUGCUCGUGUUGCUCUACUUCUUCUACGACCACCUGGUGUACAUGAUCAUAGGGAUAUUCUGCCUGGCCGCUUCCAUUGGCCUGUACAGCUGUCUGUGCCCGCUGGUGCGCAGGAUUCCUUUUGGGAAAUGCAGGAUCCCGGGGAACAGCCUGCCCUACUGCCACAAGAGACCCCAGGUGCGAAUGCUGCUGCUGGCGGCCUUCUGCGUAGGCGUCAGCUUCACCUGGGGAUUUUUCCGGAAUGAGGAUCAGUGGGCCUGGGUGCUACAGGAUGCGCUGGGAAUCGCCUUCUGCCUUUACAUGCUCAAAACAAUCAGGCUGCCCACUUUUAAGGCCUGCACUCUCCUGCUGAUGGUGCUGUUCGUCUACGACGUUUUCUUUGUGUUUAUAACGCCGCUCUUCACGAAGAGUGGAGAAAGUAUAAUGGUCGAGGUGGCUGCAGGCCCCUCGGACUCCUCUACGCACGAGAAACUCCCAAUGGUGCUUAAGGUCCCCAGGCUGAACUUCUCCCCCUUAGCCCUGUGUGACCGACCCUUCUCCCUGCUGGGCUUUGGGGACAUCUUAGUGCCAGGCCUUCUGGUUGCCUAUUGUCACAGGUUUGACAUAGUGAUGCACUCAUCGCAGAUCUAUUUUGUGGCCUGCACUAUAGCCUAUGGCAUCGGGCUGCUCAUCACAUUUGUGGCCCUGGCUCUGAUGCAGAUGGGCCAGCCUGCUCUCUUAUAUCUGGUGCCUUGCACACUCCUCACCAGCUUGACAGUGGCUCUGUGGCGCAAGGAAUUGCACAUGUUCUGGACAGGAAGUGGAUUUGUGAAAGAUGUCCCUCAGCCUCCUAUAGUGCUGGCACCGAUCAACUGCACUCAGACCCCAGAGCCGCCCGCGGAAGAAACCCUGAGCAGCUCUGACCAGCAUGGUGCUGAAGUGUCCAAUCAGAGUGAAGACCCGCCUCCGCUGCAGGAGACCACACCUCCUACAGAUGUGGCCGGCCAAUCAGAAUAAGGGACAGUGGCGUGGGAUGCCAGUUUCUUAUUAAUUUAAUUAUUUCCUAUUCACAAUGGAUAAGCUGUUGUAUACUGAAACAAUAUGAACUUAAGUGGACUACAAAUCAUGAAGACUUCACAUGUGGCAUUAAGAGAGGGAAGGGGGACCUGGCAGCAGGUCCAGACCGAAUAAAGCUGUACUAAACGGAGGCUCUAAGGCCUGGAAAAUUAAGUCACACACAACAAGCACAAGCAGCAGCAAACCUGCAGGCCGGGGCUCCGUACAUCCUCACUGCAUGCUGCCGUUUCGCUGUGGCAGGGGUGGAAGCGUGGACGGCUCGAGGCCAAGGAGUCGACCCAGAAAGGCGUCCGUCGACCCAGCGGCGGGCCCCUACCUUCUGCGUGCCAUGCUCAGUCAGAGCUGGAUGCCCCCAUCACUCAUUUCAUUACUAACCUUCACCCCCACAAAAUUCCAGUGCUCAUACUAGAAUCCAGUCAGCUUUGUUAUGCAGAGAGGGACAUGCAAGAAUACCCUUUAAAAAGAGCACUGUCUUUUCCCCAAAACUGGGAUCUGAAAACCGGCUUGUCUCUCGUCGAGGCAGAUUCAGUCCAGCUUCUUUCCUCUUUAUUCGGCCACGGUACCAGUGCAUGUGAAUAUUUUACGUCUUUGAUAACGGCACUCAGUAUAAGCUGUACCUGUAUCUUAUAUUGAUAAGGCAGUUCAACAUGCUUGUAUUUAAUCCCCGUUUUUAACUGUACUGAGACUAUGCCCUCAGUUUUUGUAUCAAGUUACAUAUUGGCCUCAGUGAGAUUUCUUGGUUUGAAACUGAAUGUCUGUGUGAAACUGACAUAUUAGAAACUGAAUACUGUAUUUAUGAUGUGCUUUCAUAGUUUGUCUGUUACUUUUAGCGUUUAUUGUUCAGCAGUACGCACCAGUACUGUGUUUGUGUUACCGAGCGGGCUGUGUGUCACCAAGCCAAAGGCAGCCGGUUUGUGUACAGCGAGUAGGAGUGUUACACCUGCUACCUUUUUUUGUUUUAUACUUAUUUACACCAGAUGCUACUUGAACAUUUGUACAUUGUGAAUAUGUAACAUUUGCUGUUCAUAUAUAAUACAAACUUGGCUACAGUCAGUGUCUUUAUGCACAUUUGGAAUGUGAGAGGAUUAUUUUACCAAUACGCGUAAAUAUUCUUUAACACUGA